UCUUUGGACUUUUCUAAUUCAGUUCAAGGCCACCAAAAGCUUCAUUGACAACAUAUUCCUAGUAUUUUCGUUUUAAUCGUACGAAAAUGACAGAGAGACCACUGCACUGUACGAUAAAAACUCCGGUUUUGAUAACACUGUCUGACCUUAAAUCUGAAUUCCAUUCUGGGUGCCGAAUGAUUGAUAUUUCCCUGUCGAAUGUUAUAAAUCCAGAGAAAACAGAGAUGCAAUUGAAAUCAAAAUCCAAACCAAAACUUGAAGAUGAAGUGAAGCAGGUUGGGGAAAUACAUUUCAAGAACAGUUACACAGCGUAUAUAACAGUGAAGGCAAAAUGUAGACUGCCUGAUAGCAAAGACGGUAGUGAAGUGAAGUGGCGUACCUGUGUACGGAGGUUCCGACUGAUGCCUAACCCUAAUGUAGAGGCCGGGUCACAGGAUUACUUUGUUCUCUCACGGAAACAGAUGCAGUUUGACUUGGUGAACGUAUCCGCCUUACGCAUCAUACUACAACAACCAUCGCCGGUCUGGAAAGAGUUUAAAAUUGAAGACUUGAAAGUGUUCAGAUCAUCUGAUUCGAUUAAACCGAACCCCUUGCCGUCCUGGCUAACAGACACUCCAGACAAGUCAAACAGGAAAAAAAUAGAGCCUGUUGAGGGAGAGUGGUUUCCCCCCACUGUAGUGAAAAAAGACAUGGAUGGCAUGGGUGUGGCUAAUUUGGAGUCCCUGUCUUCCACCUUACAACAGUUGUGGGCCCUGUCGGAGGAAGUGUCAGCACAGCAGACCAACAGAGCACUUGGGCGAUACGAGGUGGAUGGCUCCUAUGAAAUUAAUCUGCUGUCGUACACCUAGCAUCAGUGCAACUGAAGACACGAUUCAUCUCUAUAGAAACUGUCUGUCCUUUGGAGGACAAAAACACAGUUCAGUGACAGUGAUAUAGGAGAAAUUCAUUGGGUGACUUAAUUUACUUAAGAUAUGGCCAUGUUGUUAAUACUUUAAAGAUAAUGCACUCAAUAUUUACAUAAGACAUUUGUUUUGGUCCUGAGACUGUGAAAAUUGCAAGCCUUGGAAACUUGACAUUAUUUUGUAUAAAAGUAUUUAAUAAAAUCCUUAUCAAAAUACAUGUACAAUCGGCUAAAAUUAAAACACUUAAAGAUUCA
Molecule: messenger RNA, 1156 nt
Organism: Dreissena polymorpha
Lineage: Eukaryota; Metazoa; Mollusca; Bivalvia; Myida; Dreissenidae
Product: nicolin-1-like
Exons: 9
Coding region: 87-848 (253 amino acids)
Cellular component (GO): nucleoplasm
Source: RefSeq, a predicted model, not a curated record